Molecule: messenger RNA, 2563 nt
Organism: Cimex lectularius (bed bug)
Lineage: Eukaryota; Metazoa; Arthropoda; Insecta; Hemiptera; Cimicidae
Product: mitochondrial glutamate carrier 1-like
Exons: 7
Coding region: 465-1244 (259 amino acids)
Biological process (GO): aspartate transmembrane transport; L-glutamate transmembrane transport; malate-aspartate shuttle
Molecular function (GO): L-aspartate transmembrane transporter activity; L-glutamate transmembrane transporter activity
Source: RefSeq, a predicted model, not a curated record
UACAAAAUGUAUAUUGAGGCACUGAGCCAAAAAACCUUGGCUCAUUAGUGACUAGUGAUGGUCAGAUACAAUGACAUUGAGAUUUCCCGCACACUGGGGAAAUUAGCUUUUAAUUCUGUUGCCCUUGAGCCAGUUUCUAAAUAGCCGAGCCGGACAAUUGCAGCCGACAAGUUUUAAUCAAUUUAUUUUCAACAAGUGUUCGACUAAUGUCUUCAUAUUUGUUUCAAAAUUAGAUUUGUUUGAUGUGCACAAAGUAAUGUGUAGCCAGUUGAUUGUUAUCUCACUAGUAAUAUAACUGGUUGGAAUCUGCUACUAUUCCUGAAUUGUGUCUUAAUAAAACACUCCUCUUGCCAAAAAUAAUAAAUGGAGGGAUUGCCGGGAUAAUUGGGGUUUCAGUCGUCUUUCCGCUCGACCUCGUUAAGACAAGACUUCAGAAUCAACCCGUCGGAUUACAUGGCGAGAAAAUGUACAGUUCAAUGUUGGACUGUUUUAAGAAAACAUAUCGAGCUGAAGGAUACUUCGGAAUGUAUAGGGGUUCUGCUGUUAAUAUCCUUUUAAUCACCCCUGAGAAAGCAAUCAAACUUGCAGCUAAUGAUUUCUUUAGGCACCACUUAUCCACUAAUGAUUCAGGAAAGUUGCCACUGAAGAAAGAAAUGGUGGCCGGUGGUAUGGCAGGUUUUUGUCAGAUAGUUAUAACAACUCCAAUGGAGCUUUUAAAAAUUCAGAUGCAAGAUGCUGGAAGGGUGGCAGCAUUAGCAAAAGCGGAAGGAAAGAUCAUACCUAAAACAUCAGCAACAUCUCUAGCUAUGGAUCUAUUAAGGGAGAAAGGUAUUGUAGGACUUUAUAAAGGAACAGCUGCUACAAUGCUCAGAGAUGUAUCAUUUUCGAUCGUUUACUUUCCAAUGUUUGCACGACUAAAUUCUCUCGGACCUAGGAAAAAAAAUUCAGAUGAAGCAGUUUUCUGGUGGUCGUUCUUGUCUGGGUGUGCUUCAGGGUCAAUUGCAGCUCUUUUUGUAAAUCCUUUUGACGUUGUUAAAACAAGGCUGCAAGCAAUUACAAAGACUGAUACCACUCCUAAGUAUUCUGGAAUUGCAGAUACAUUCCUAAAAACAUUAAAGAAUGAAGGCCCUACAGCGUUUUUCAAAGGCGGUGCGUGUCGUAUGAUAGUAAUAGCACCUCUUUUUGGAAUAGCCCAGAUGGUUUACUAUCUAGGCGUGGCGGAGAAAUUACUCUCCUUCUUUUAGAUCACAAGAAGACCGUGUAGUAACAAAGAAAUACGCGUUUUGGAUACUGUCAAGUGGUAACCAAAAAUGCAUUUUAGUGGAAAAAAAUUUAACAAACUCCAGGUUAGUAGAUAUUUUAGCUUGAUGUUAAGUGUUUUAAUAAUGUUUGUGGCCGAGGGAGAAAUCUAUUUUUAAAAAUUAUAUUUAUUUUCUAUGUAUAUCUAUGGUUAAAUGUUUAAAAUCUCUCUCUUGCCUAUGGUUUUUUCAUACAAAUGUUUCAUCUCAACCAUUGACAAAGUCCUCUUAAAUUGAGUUAUACUAUUAUUAUUUUUCUCUAAACAAUUUAUAUUUUUUAAAACUAGAAACUUAUAUAAAUAGAAGACAAAAUUAGAGAAAUUCUUUUAUAACUAAUUAAUUUUUAUAAGAAAUUGUAUAUAAUAAAAGUUAUAUCAUGAGGCUUUGCAGGCGAAAUACGUAGUCAAUUGUCACUGCUUCAAAAAUUAGUGAUUUUAAAUAAUAUUGACAUUCAUGUGAUUCCAUUUAAAUUUGGAAUAAAUUUAACUAUAUAUGUGAGAGAAAAAGCAAUAUUGGUCAUUUAAUAAAGCAUUGUUUUAAAUGUGUGCUGUGGUGGCAAAAAAGCAUAGUUCUGUAGUAAUGUAACUAAUCAAUUAUAUGUUUAUUAUUUGUAUGUAUAUACACGUAUAUAAUAAUGUUGUCUUAGAAGGAGAUUAAGACAAAUUUUCUGACAAUAAUUACUUUUUAGUAGUGUAUAAUUGAUGUCUACAUUUUAUAAAUGUAGUGUUACCAUUAUUGAAAUUAAAGAGAAAAAAAAACUAAAUAUUUAUUGAUUUUUUAAACGCUAAAUAUCUGUAAUUAUAAUUAUUUUGUUAUGAUUUAUCUUUAUUUUAGGGGGAAAAAUGGUUUUGUGUUACAAAAAAUUUGUUUUUUCCCAAUAUUUUUGUGGAUGACGAGUGCAGAACGGAAAAAAUAGAUUCUCUAAAACGAGCUUAGAAUCAAACAUAUAAGCGUUAAUGUAUGACAUUGUUAUUAUUAUUGUACAUGUAAUUUGAGUGAAAUUGUGAAGAAAUUUUAUAUACAAAAAUAUCAACAAAGCACUAUGUGACAAACUAUUUAGUCUUUCAGCUUCCUUUAUAAUAGUUUUGUCUUAAUAAUAUAUACUUAGUGCUUAAAAUCACUGCCAUUAUAUAAUUGUAAAAAAUAUUGUUUUAUCGAGAAUCAAUCAGUUUAAGUUUUCUGCACUCGAUGUCAUAGUUUUAAAAAAAUAUAAUCUGUACUUACAUAAAAAUAUGUGUAUGAUAUUAAAAAGGUGAUAUGAUUUA